AUGGCCACCACCAAUGAUGAGCCUCCAUUGUCAGAAGCUAUAGAGCCAGCACAAUCACCACCCAUCUAUAAUGCCAAAUGCGAGUGCUGUGAAAUGUGUGAGGAGUGCACUGAAGAGUACCUCAAUAGUGUGCGUGACAUGUUCUUUGGGAAGUUAAUCUGCGGGUUGUGUGCUGCAGCUGUGAAUGAAGAAAUGAAGAAGAAUGGUGGAAAGCGAAAGGAAGCUUUGGAAGAGCAUAUGAAGGAUUGUGUGAAAUUCAAUAGGCUAGGUAGGUCAUAUUCUGCUUUGUAUCAUGCUGAAGCUGUUAAAGAGAUCUUAAAGAAGACUUCAAGAAAUUAA
Gastrolobium bilobum is the source of this 339-nucleotide messenger RNA. RefSeq lists its product as uncharacterized. Lineage: Eukaryota; Viridiplantae; Streptophyta; Magnoliopsida; Fabales; Fabaceae. The transcript has a single exon. The record is from RefSeq and is a predicted model, not a curated record. Bases 1 to 339 code for a protein of 112 amino acids.